Erinaceus europaeus (western European hedgehog) is the source of this 4023-nucleotide messenger RNA. It is a transcript of the gene ARMC8, whose product is annotated as armadillo repeat containing 8. Gene Ontology annotation, biological process: proteasome-mediated ubiquitin-dependent protein catabolic process. Gene Ontology annotation, molecular function: protein binding. Lineage: Eukaryota; Metazoa; Chordata; Mammalia; Eulipotyphla; Erinaceidae. The record is from RefSeq and is a predicted model, not a curated record. The transcript is spliced from 22 exons. The coding region runs from base 266 to 2287 and encodes 673 amino acids. Gene Ontology annotation, cellular component: GID complex.
CCGCCGCCCGGCGCCCACCUCCCGCACUGGCCGCGAGUAGCUGCGGUUUCUGAGAGGACGAUUCGUAAGCCGCCCUUGGCGCGGUUUGCUUGCGCUCUGCCUCCCGCGGGCCCCGGAGGCCGUCCCGGAGCGUCCAGUCCGCGGCCUGCUCGCGUCUCCCAGGACAGCCCUUCCGCUGAGACGCCUGUCGCUGAGCCAGGAGUGGGUUGUCGAAAGUGCCGGCCCCCGCGCCGGCUCCGGCUGCCGCCGGGUGGGAAGGCGCAAGAUGGCGUGCCUGCUGGAGACCCCCAUCCGCAUGAGCGUCCUCUCGGAAGUAACAGCUAGCAGUCGCCACUAUGUUGACAGGCUAUUUGACCCUGAUCCCCAGAAAGUUCUACAAGGUGUCAUAGACAUGAAAAAUGCUGUUAUUGGAAACAACAAGCAGAAAGCCAACCUCAUUGUUUUAGGAGCUGUUCCAAGAUUGUUGUACUUGCUUCAGCAAGAAACCUCGAGCACAGAGCUGAAAACGGAGUGUGCAGUGGUAUUGGGGAGUCUUGCUAUGGGUACUGAAAACAAUGUCAAGUCUCUACUGGAUUGCCAUAUUAUCCCUGCCUUACUACAAGGACUACUGUCUCCAGACCUGAAAUUCAUUGAAGCUUGCCUUCGAUGCCUACGCACCAUCUUCACGAGCCCUGUCACUCCAGAGGAGCUACUGUAUACAGAUGCCACAGUGAUACCACACCUCAUGGCGCUGCUUAGCAGAUCCCGCUACACCCAGGAGUACAUCUGCCAGAUCUUCUCACACUGCUGUAAAGGUCCAGAUCAUCAAACAAUUUUAUUUAACCAUGGUGCAGUUCAGAAUAUUGCUCACCUACUAACCUCAGUAUCUUACAAAGUUCGAAUGCAAGCACUGAAAUGUUUCUCAGUUUUAGCUUUUGAAAAUCCCCAGGUAUCGAUGACCCUCGUAAAUGUUCUGGUUGAUGGAGAACUGUUACCACAAAUUUUUGUGAAGAUGUUACAGAGGGAUAAGCCUAUUGAGAUGCAGCUGACAUCAGCAAAAUGUUUAACUUACAUGUGUAGAGCUGGAGCAAUUCGGACAGAUGACAACAGUAUUGUAUUAAAGACAUUGCCUUGUUUGGUUCGAAUGUGCAGUAAGGAGAGAUUACUAGAGGAGAGAGUUGAAGGAGCUGAGACUCUCGCCUAUCUGAUUGAACCAGAUGUUGAGCUGCAGAGAAUCGCUAGCAUAACUGAUCAUCUCAUUGCCAUGCUUGCUGAUUAUUUCAAGUAUCCCAGCUCAGUGAGUGCCAUCACUGAUAUUAAAAGGCUUGAUCAUGACUUAAAACAUGCCCAUGAACUCCGCCAGGCUGCAUUCAAGCUAUAUGCCUCCCUCGGAGCUAAUGACGAAGACAUCCGGAAGAAGAUCAUUGAGACUGAAAAUAUGAUGGACCGAAUUGUGACUGGCUUGUCUGAGUCUAGUGUCAAGGUGCGGUUAGCUGCCGUCAGAUGCUUGCACAGUUUAUCUAGAUCUGUGCAGCAGCUUCGAACAAGUUUCCAGGAUCAUGCUGUAUGGAAGCCUUUAAUGAAGGUCUUACAAAAUGCACCAGAUGAAAUCCUAGUAGUAGCAUCUUCCAUGCUGUGUAAUCUUCUCCUUGAGUUUUCUCCAAGCAAAGAGCCAAUUUUAGAAUCUGGAGCCGUAGAACUACUUUGUGGAUUAACCCAAAGUGAAAAUCCUGCUUUACGAGUAAAUGGAAUUUGGGCUUUAAUGAAUAUGGCAUUUCAAGCUGAACAGAAAAUAAAAGCAGAUAUCUUACGAAGCUUGAGUACUGAACAACUAUUCCGGUUAUUAUCUGAUUCAGAUCUGAAUGUGUUGAUGAAGACCUUGGGGCUUCUUAGGAACCUUCUUUCUACUCGACCUCACAUAGACAAAAUAAUGAGCACUCAUGGGAAGCAGAUCAUGCAAGCUGUCACCUUUAUUCUGGAAGGGGAGCAUAACAUUGAAGUCAAAGAGCAGACAUUGUGCAUCCUGGCCAACAUAGCAGAUGGAACAACAGCAAAAGAGCUCAUUAUGACAAAUGAUGACAUCCUGCAGAAAAUCAAGUAUUACAUGGGCCACUCGCAUGUCAAACUGCAGCUUGCUGCGAUGUUUUGUAUAUCAAACCUCAUAUGGAAUGAAGAGGAAGGGUCACAAGAACGGCAGGAUAAAUUGCGAGACAUGGGCAUCGUCGAUAUUCUACACAAACUGAGUCAGUCACCAGAUUCAAACCUCUGUGACAAGGCAAAGACGGCGCUGCAGCAGUACUUGGCGUGAUGGGAGUGCCUCCCUCGUCAUUGUCUAAGGAAGUACAGGAAGUAGCCUCAUUUGAUACCUUCUUUUUGCACAAGUCACCUUGGACUGCAGGGAGCUGUUUUGCAAAAGCAAUUUGGUAGGCUUAGGUCUCAAAUUCAUCUGGAGAACAUGUUUUUGGGUUUUGGUUUUUUUGUAGUAAUUUCUUCAGAGGACUAUUGUGUUUUGUUUUAUUUCCGAGUUACCUGGACUCUAUUAGAACAAUCAGUCAUUUCUUUUGGACCUACAAUUGUUUGCCUAUGCUGCAGCCACUUUGUGAGUGAGUGAGAGAGUGUGUGUGUGAGUGGUUGUGUGUGCUUGAGCACACACAUGUGGGUCAGUGAACGGGUGUGUGUGUGAGGGAUACCUCAGAUGUUUCUUUUCUUAUUUUGUGUGAAAAUCUCUUUUCUACAGAUUUUCCAAGGUUUAAGCAUCGCUUGCUGUAUAAAAGAAAAUAACUUUACUGAAUUAUAUACAGUUCAGAUGAAAUGUUAUUUUAAAAACAAAACAAUUGUUAAGUGUUCCAUAAAAGUUAUGUUGAAUUUUGGUCAGAUGAAUAUUUGUAAGUAAAGAAUAUAUGCAUUUCUGAACCUCAACUUACAUAGAUUUUCUUUAUAUAUAUAUAUAUAGAGAGAGAGAGAGAGAGAGAGUGUGUGAGAGAUAGAUAAAUAUAUAUUAAAAAAGGAGAAAGAACAGACUGUAAUAGGCCUGAUGACAGGCACACUCAGGGGUGCUGUGCAGAGUGGUGAGCUAGCAUCUCACUGCUGCCUAUGGCAGCAGGCACAGGGCCUCUGCCUAGCGUGGCCCAGUGAGCACCUGGGCCUCCAGUCGGGUGGAGAGGGCGGAUGGAGUGUGGCCACAGACUCCGCUCUGCACAUGGAAACAGCAGAGGGAGAAUUGUCCCCAUCAGCAGUGGAAAACAGCCUUGGCUUUCAGUGCUGCCCUGGGCAGAUUCUGGACACCAAAGGCCUCCCAGCCACCCUGCCUAACUCCUGUCACUGGUACAGCAGUGUCUGCAGGGUUUGGAACCAGCCAUGGAACCUUGUGGUCAAACUCAAGGAGAUCAUCACUUCCAAGAAACGAAGUCCAGUCACCACAUGCUUCCUGAAAUAGUAGAUAUCACUGUGAAACUAAAGAACGCGCCACAGACUCGCCUGUAGGAAGAAGCAAAGAAGACCACCACUGAGAAGGCUGUCCUUCUCCCCCCCCCCCCCCAAGAGCUGUACCCAGAAAAUCCCACACCAGUCUUUCAGGACUUCUACUCAGGGUGCUCCUCCAAAAUGAGAUGGAAAUUGAGUCCAGGAUGCAGCUAAGCUUUCCUCCCAGCUGAACCUCAAAGCACUGGAGUCUGAGGAGAGGAACUUCUGUCCCAUCGAGUACUGAGUACUGCGGGAUCAUUUGGUUGCCCUGAAGUCCUUGCCUGCUCCAGAUCCUGAGACAGCUUCCAGGGAAGCUCAUCAGGUAGCUCCCAAAUGGCACUGUUUCCCCUGGACCUGAGAGACCGUCUGAGGCACUGCAGACAGGAAGUAGGGGCUGCACCCAGGAGCUUGCUGAAGGCUUGUGCCCACCAGCCACUCCCCCAGGGGGCCGCUCACCUGCCACCAAACUGCUCUUUCCUCCUAGACUGAACUCUUCUUGUUUGCAAGUGAAUGUUUUUUUUAAUGUAUUUAAUGCAAUUUUAUCCUUCUGUUCUCAACAUGACCACCCAAGAUUCAAACAGA